AUGGAUGAGGAAGACGCGGUUCUAGAUCGGUCCGACGACGAGCGCGAGUCCGACGAGCUGGCGGGGCGCGAGUCUGACGCCGACGGCAACAACGAUAACGAUAACGACAACGAUGCCGACAAUGACGGCGACGCCGACGCCGACGCCGACGGUGAAAUGGACGUGGACGACGACGAUGAAGAUGACGCGGACGGAGACGGCGAUGCUGAUGGCGAUGCCGAUGGUGAGGAAAGAGAUCAGGGCGAUGAGGACGAGGACUACCCCGCCAGCAGUGCCGCGACCAAGCACCCGUCCGUCGACGACGAAGAUCCCACAAACACAGUAAUAGACAAAGACCCGACCUGGCUGUACUCCUACGCUCAUUCUCGCCAGUUUGUGAAAAGCAAGCUCCUCCCAGGCCUCGACGGUUGUCCCUCAUACGAUAUUGCUCCCUACGUCGCGGCGCCAAUGUCGACCUCGAUCAACUGCGUCGAUCUACCGCAGAGCAUGAGAUGGAUCUUCACCGGCGGUCAAGACGGGUUUAUUCGGAAAUUUGACUUCUUUGCCUCAGUAAACGGAAAACUGCCGUUGACUGUCGCGCAGAAGCAUCCGUUUGCCGACAGUAUCACAAAAGCUGGUGUAUUGCUAUCUUAUUGGGAGAAUGAGAUUCCCACCGAAACCGAUGACACGGUUGUAACAGGCCCCGAAGACAGCGAGAUGCAGAUUUCACCUGUUUACGCGAUGGCCGUCCAAUCACAAUGCUUGUGGCUCGUGUCAGGAACUUCGACCGGAGGAAUUACUUUACAGUCGAUUCGACACGCCGAAGGCCGGAUCCACGCACACCUCAAAAAGCACACGUCCGCGGUCUCUGUGCUGCGGUUAAAUCGCGACGAGACCUCGGUCAUCAGUGGAGGCUGGGACAAGAAGAUUUUCGAGUGGGAUCUGAAUACAGGGAAUGUUGUGCGGGAUUAUUCAGGAAGUACGGGACAGAUCAGUGUUAUAGCAUGGCGGCCUGAGGUUGAUACUACUGUACCCUCAAGUGCGUUUAGUCAGAAUCUGGAGGCCGUCAAGGAGGACAUGUCAGCAAUGAACGGGGCCGAUAAUGACGCCGAUGCUGCCGCUGGGAUGGACAAGAAGGAAGACGACUCGGAUUCGAUGGGUUCACUAUUUGGAGAAGACAACGACGACGACGACGAGGAAACGCAUGGGGUUAGCAGUGAACUGAUGCAGCAUGACGUGAUUUCAGCUGCAGCGUCGACAGAAAAUCAUCCAGACGAGGAAAUGGUAGACGCUGUCUCUGAUCUGAAGGCGGAAAAAGACGAGUCUGAAGGGUUUGAGCAGGCUCAAACAAACGGAGCAAAUGACGCAGAUUCAGCAAAGCAGACGACCGAACAGCAGGAAACGGAUCAGAAAGAAUCCUCAACAUCAUUAGGUGGUGGUAGCGUCGUCGUUUCACUCAACGGUGACACCAGCGAAGGUGACCAAAAGGACCAGCAGCAGUCGAACAACGUCUUUGUAUCGGCAUCGAUCGACGGAAAGGCAAAACUCUGGGACAGAAGAUCAGGCAAACCCAUAGCCGACAUAGGUCAACAGUCAAGCGUUCCUCCCUGGUGUACGAGCGCCUGCUGGUCUCUCGACGGCAACAGCAUCUAUUUUGGUCGCCGAAACUGCGUCGUCGAGGAAUUCUCGGUGCGCGGAUCUCUAGAGAAGCCUUCGCGGACACUACGUCUGCCCGCCGGGUCCGGCCCUGUUUCUUGCGUGAGCCCGAUGCCGAACGGACGACACUUAGUCUGUGCGUCGUUCGACAACAUCCGCUUAUACGAUCUGCAACAGUCCGCGGCAUCGAGCACGUCACAAUCCUCGAGCGUCACAAGUAAAGUGCCUUUCCUGAUCGUACCCGGUCAUCACGGCGGCACAAUCUCGGACGUUCUGAUAGACCAGACGGGUAAGUACAUGAUUACCACGGGCGGUAAUAGAGGGUGGGAAGGAACUGCGACCGAAGUCAUGCUGGUGUACGAGAUAGAGAAAAUCAUGUAA
This is a messenger RNA of Myxozyma melibiosi, 2016 nucleotides long. Its product is annotated as WD40-repeat-containing domain protein. Lineage: Eukaryota; Fungi; Ascomycota; Lipomycetes; Lipomycetales; Lipomycetaceae. Gene Ontology annotation, cellular component: SAGA complex; nucleus. The record is from RefSeq and is a predicted model, not a curated record. The transcript has 3 exons. Gene Ontology annotation, molecular function: protein binding. The coding region runs from base 1 to 2016 and encodes 671 amino acids.